Scatophagus argus is the source of this 858-nucleotide messenger RNA. Its product is annotated as guanylate cyclase activator 2B-like. The transcript has 3 exons. Bases 215 to 544 code for a protein of 109 amino acids. Lineage: Eukaryota; Metazoa; Chordata; Actinopteri; Scatophagidae. The record is from RefSeq and is a predicted model, not a curated record. Gene Ontology annotation, molecular function: guanylate cyclase activator activity. Gene Ontology annotation, cellular component: extracellular region.
GGUUAUAAACUAAAAAAGAGGAUCCAGUGCAGCUCCAGUUUGGUUAUCCCUGACUGGUUGGUAUUCCCUCCGUACAUUUACUCCCUUCACCCUGCCAGUUGUCUUUGUUAAUAAAUCACUCACUAAUCUGUCCAGGCACCUUAUAAGAAGCAAGGGCAGUUAAACAGCGAGCACAGAAGACACACUCCUCUCAACUGAGAAGCAUCAUCUCAAGAUGAAAGUGCUCAGCGUUGUCCUUGUUUUGGUGCUAUGUGUGUGCAGAGGAGCUUUAGGUGUGCAGGUUAAGGUUGGAGACAAGAGCUUCCCCUUGGAGGCAGUGAAGGAGAUGAAGGAGCUGUUGGAUUUAGAUGACAACAUUAGCCCUCACCUUGCUGAGACGAGCAUUGUAGCCAUCUGCGAAAACCCUCUCCUGCCUCAGAUCUUCCAGCCAGUGUGUCAGGGGAAGGGAGCAGGCAUCGUUUUCUCCAACCUAGUGUAUAUUAUCACGCCUUUGGAUCCUUGUGAAAUAUGUGCCAACCCCUCUUGCUUUGGGUGUCUGAACUGAGGAUGCCAUCUGCUAGACAUAAUCACAUGAACUACGAUCACCUAAUCCUCUAUAGUUCCACAUCUCAUGUAUAAGGGACCCAUGGACAAAACACGUCCUGUCACCCAGCAACGAAGCUCGACACAUCUCAAGGCUCAGUGGUCAACAGAGUAGAUUUAGCUGAUGAGGCAUUCAACUAUUUCAUAAGCUUUGGAAGAGACUGUUAAUAUGCACAUGGUUCUGUGUUAGUAAAGUAGAUGUUCUGUGGUGUUUGAACAUUGCUUUCAUAUCGAACUUCUAAUUUAUUGAUUCUGUUGUAUCUUUGCAUCUUCAUU